UCCCCUCAGACCGCUGCUGCCCGGCCCGCGGUUCCGACAGCUCGGCGCGGUACUGGGCCGGGGUCGCUCCUCUGGGGCUCAGUCCGGGUGGGAGUGUCCCAGGAGUGUCACACAGGGGCUGGGGGGCUUGUGGCCCCUCUGCCUGCCUGCUGCUCCCUCAUCCAGAAUCACAGUCUUGAAUCCACGUGGUUCCGGGUGGUCGUCUUGAACGAUGCGAGGACGAACUUUUGCUCUCCUAGGCCUGGACUAACCGACACCAUCCAUCCUUCAGACCCCUGGACCGACUGGAGUGCAACUCCAGCAAACUAGGGAGCUGGGCCUUUCUGUAUUUGAAAGUCCUGCCGGCCAGUGAGCACAUUUCUGGUGAGAAGUUCUCUUAGUGCCCUUAAGGCGUUUUCACCUGAUGAAGCUGUGAUUUCUCCACAAAUUCCGCCUGAGAACGAAAUCUGCAGGACGAGUGGACAGAAGAAGAAAUGGACAGCUCUCAGGGACAGCUGACCUUCCGGGACGUGGCUCUAGAAUUCACUCAGGAAGAGUGGGAAUGCCUGAGCCACAGUCAGCGGGAACUGUACACAGACGUGAUACUAGAGACCUAUGGGCACCUCCUCUUCUUGGGUCUCCUUGUAUCGAAACCAGACCUGGUCAUCUUUUUGGAGCACGAGAAGGAGCUGUGGGGUGUGAAGAGACAGGAGACAGUAGCCUCACACCCAGCUGUGUCUUCGCAGUGCACCCAGAGAUUCUUGCCAAUGCCGUGCUUAGAACAUUCUCUUCAAAAAGUGUCAACGGUGGAACAUAGUACCUUUGAGAAUUAUCAUGUAAUGAUAGAACGGGUCAACAAUGGGGAGAGUGAAGGGCAUCAAACAUAUGACGGCCAUAACCAAACAGAGACCUCUGCCCAUAGGAAGAAUCUCACUGCCCCAAGUAGUGAACCACAUAAUGUAUUUGACAAAACCUCCCCUUUCAUGUUGGCUACUUCUGUCAAGCAGCAUGUUUCAGUAACCAAAACUUCAAAGCAAAUAUUCGAACAUAAAUAUUUGUUGAGUGAAAAACUUGAAAAUCAGGAAAGUGACCACAUUCAAGGUGAAAAAAAGUAUUUGACCCAGUUGGAAAAUGGGAUUGGACUGACCUUUCACUCAAGUGUUUUUGCGAAUCAUAGAUUUAAAACUGAAGAAGAAAGUGUAACCUGGCAUCAACUUGAGGGGCACAUCAGAAAGAGGUCAAUGCAAGAAAAUUACGAGACAGUUUUGAAUGGACAUAGAAUUGCUGUUUGCAGUGAAUCUGAGGCAAAAUUUAACCAAGGCUCCAACGUUAACAAACGUCUGCGUACUCAUUUGCCAGAAAACCAUGUUGAAUGUAAUACAGGUGAGGAAGUCUUGUCUCAAAGACCUAAACGUAUCACACAGAACAGUACGUAUCUGGAAGACAAUCCUUAUACAGAACGUGGGAAAGCUCUGCAGUUGUCCUCCAGUAUUCGUGAUCAUCAGACAAUUUUUGUGGGACAAAACCCAUCCACAUGUAAUAAGUCUGGAAACUUAAGUCAGUCACCAGGACUAAAUAUACAGAAGACAACUGGUACUGGAGAGAAAAGGUACACUUGUAAGGACUGUGGCCUAGUCUUUCAUUUGCACUCAAGGCUCUCUCAACAUCAGCGAAUCCAUGCUGGAGAGACGUCCUCCAACUAUGAAGAAUGUGGUCAAACCAUAAAGGACUGCUCAUCACAGAAUACACUAGGGCAAAUCCAUAUUAGAGAGAGACUUGACAAGUGUCAACAAUGUGGCAAGGCCUUUAAUAGGCACUCCUACCUUACUAGACAUCAGAGCAUGCAUAUUGGAGAGAAACCUUACCAAUGUCAAGAAUGCACCCAAGCCUUUAAAGGGAACUCAAAUGUCACUUAUCAUCAGAGGGUUGUCACUGAAGAGAAACCUUACCAAUGUAAAGAAUGUGACAAGGCCUUUCGCAAACACUCACACCUUAAUCAACAUCUCAGGAUUCAUACUGGAGAGAAAUCUUACAAAUGUGAACAAUGUGGCAAGGCCUUUACAAACCACUCAAGCCUAACUCAACAUCACAGAAUUCAUACUGGUGAGAAACCUUACAAAUGUGAAGAGUGUGGCAAGACCUUUAGCCAGCACUCAAAUCUUACUCUACAUCUCAGAAUUCAUACUGGAGAGAAACGUUACAAAUGUCAAGAAUGUGGAAUGCCCUUUAGAAAGAAGGCAAUGCUUACUAAACAUCACAGAAUUCAUACUGGAGAGAAACCUUACAAAUGUCAAGAAUGUGGAAUGGCCUUUAGAAAGAACGCAAUGCUUACUCAACAUAAUAGAAUUCAUACUGGAGAGAAACCUUACAAAUGUCAAGAAUGUGGCAUUACUCUUCGCCAGUACUCAAGCCUUGUUAGACAUCUCAGAAUGCAUACUGGAGAGAAACCUUACAAAUGCAAGGAAUGUGACAAGGCCUUUCCCUGGCACUCAGGCCUAAUUCAACAUCUCAGAAUUCAUACUGGAGAGAAACCUUACAAAUGCAAGGAAUGUGACAAGGCUUUUAGACAGCACUCAAGCCUAACUCAACAUAUCAGAAUUCAUACUGGAGAGAAACCUUACAAAUGCAAGGAAUGUGACAAGGCUUUUAGACAGCAGUCAUGCCUUAUUGUACAUCACAGAAUUCAUACUAGAGAGAAACCUUACAAAUGUGAGGAAUGUGGCCAAGCCUUUAUCAACCAAUCACACCUUAGUGAACAUCUCAGAAUUCAUUCCGGUGUGAAACUUUACAAAUGUCAAGAAUGUGGCAAGGCCUUUAUCAACCGGUCACACCUUAGUGAACAUCUCAAAAUUCAUACCGGAGUGAAACCUUACAAAUGUCAAGAAUGUGGCAAGGCCUUUCCCCGGCCAUCGAAACUUACCAGACAUCACAGAAUUCAUAUAAGAGAGAAACUUGAAAAUCAUAUUGCUAGAGGCCCCGAUGUCCCGUUGGAUGAUGCCUUAGGACUGGAUUCAGGUUGCAAUACCAUGCCUGUCAGGUUAGGGGGGUGUGGGUCACUGGUGCAAGGAGUUCUCCGACCUACAGCAGAAUGGCCGCUCAGUCGCCACCUUAAGGUGGGAGUGUCCCAGGAGUGUCACACAGAUCCCCUGGAGGGUGGGGGGCCUGUGGCCCCUCUGCCUGCCUGCUGCUCCCUCAUCCAGAAUCACAGUCUUGAAUCCACGUGGUUCCGGGUGGUCGUCUUGAACGAUGCGAGGACGAACUUUUGCUCCUGUAGUCCUGGACUAACCGUCAUCCUUGUUCCCUCGAUCCAAAAUGUUAGCUUGACUAUGACGCAGCAGCCACCGGAGAGCCGAGUGUCUGUGCCAAGCAUGUCUUUGAGAGUCCGUUGCAGCGUUUCGCCUCAGAGCUGGUGGCGGCCCGGUGAGCAUCCCAGCUCAGCGCCAAAAGCCUUGGGCUACGAAGGGCCAGGAUCCGGAUCACCGUCCAUCUUUCAGAGACCCCUGGACCGACUGGAGUGCAACUCCGGCACACUAGGAAGCUGGGCCUUUCUAUAUUUGAAAGUCCUGCCGGCCAGUGAGCACGUUUCUGCUGUGAUUUCUCCACACAUUCCGCCUGAGAACGAAAUCUGCAGGACGAGUGGACAGAAGAAGAAAUGGACAGCUCUCAGGAGAGCAGAGGAGAGGCUGCUGCCCGGAGGCAGUGAGUUGGGGCUGAAUUUGCAGGGGGAAGAUGAGGAGGGACAGCUGACCUUCCAGGAUGUGGCUGUAGAAUUCUCUCAGGAAGAGUGGGGACGCCUGAACCAUAGACAGCGGGAACUAUAUGCGGAUGUGAUACUGGAGACCUAUGGGCACCUCCUCUUCUUGGGUCUCCUUGUAUCGAAACCAGACCUGGUCAUCUUUUUGGAGCAAGGGAAGGAGCUGCGGGAUGUGAAGAGACAGGAUACGGUAGCCUCACACCCAGCUGUAUCUUCGCAAUGCACUGAGAGAUUCCUGCCAAGACUGUGCUUAGAAAAUUGUCUUCAAAAAGUGUCAACCGGGGAACAUAGUACCCUUGAGAAUUUACAUUUAACUAUAGAACGGGUCAACAAUGGGGAGAGUGAAGGGCAUCAAACAUAUCAUGACGGCCAUAACCAAACAGAGACCUCUGCCCAUAGGAAGAAUCUCACUGCCCUAAGUGGUGAACAAUAUAAAGUAUUUGACAAAACCUCCCCUUUCAUGUUGGCUACUUCUGUCAAGCAGCGUGUUUCAGUAACCAAAAAUUCAAAGCAAAUAUUCGAACAUAAAUAUUUGUUGAAAGAAACAUUUGAAAAUCAGGAAAGUGACCACAUUCAAGUUGAAAAUAAGUAUUUGGCCCAAUUGGAAAAUGGGAUUGGACUGACCUUUCACUCAAGUGUUUCUGAGAAUCAUAGAUUUAAAACUGAAGAAGAAAAUGUAACGUGGCAUCAACUUGAGGGGCACAUCAAAAAGAGGUCAGCCCAACAAAAUUACGAGACGAUUUUGAAUGGACAUAGAAUUGCUGCUUGCAGUGAUUCUGAGGCAAAAUUUAACCAGGGCUCCAACGAUAACAAAUGUCUGCAUACUCAUUUGCCAGAAAACCAUGUUGAAUGUAAUACAGGUGAGGAAGUCUUGUCUCAAAGACCUAAACAUAUCAUACAGAGGAGUACACAUCUGGAAGACAAUCCUUACAAAUAUAGAGAACGUAGGAACGCUCUGCAGCUAUCCUCCAGUGUUCGUGAUCAUCAGAUAAUUUGUGUGGGACAAAACACAUCCACAUGUAAUAAGUCUGGAAACCAUAGUCAGUCACCAAGACUAAAUAUACAGAAGACAACUAGUACUGGAGAGAAAAGGUACACUUGUAAGGACUGUGGCCUAGUCUUUCAUUGGCACUCAACACUAUCUCAACAUCAGCGAAUGCAUGCUGGAGAGACAUCCUACAACUGUGAAGAAUGUGGUCAAACCUUUAAGGACUGCUCAUCACUAAAUACACAUGGGCAAAUCCAUAUUAGAGAGAGACUUGACAAAUGUCAACAGUGUGGCAAGACUUUUAAUAAGUACUCCUACCUUACUAGACAUCAGAGCAUGCAUAUUGGAGAGAAACCUUACCAAUGUCAAGAAUGCACCCAAGCCUUUAAAGGGAACUCAAAUGUCACUUAUCAUCAGAGGGUUGUCACUGAAGAGAAACCUUACCAAUGUAAAGAAUGUGACAAGGCCUUUCGCAAACACUCACACCUUAGUCAACAUCUCAGAAUUCAUACUGGAGAGAAAUCUUACAAAUGUGAACAAUGUGGCAAGGCCUUUACAAACCACUCAAGACUAACUCAUCAUUACAAAAUUCAUACUGGAGAGAAACCUUACAAGUGUGAAGGAUGUGGCAAGGCCUUUCGCCGGCACUCAAGCCUUACUCUACAUCUCAGAAUUCACACUGGAGAGAAACCUUACAAAUGUGAACAAUGUGGCAAGGCCUUUCGUCAGCACUCAAAACUUAGUCAACAUAUCAGAAUUCAUACUGGAGAGAAACCUUACAAAUGUGAAUUAUGUGGCAAGGCCUUUCGCCAGCCGUCACACCUUACUGAACAUCACAGAAUUCAUACUGGCGAGAAACCUUACAAAUGUGAAGAGUGUGGCAAGACCUUUAGCCAGCACUCAAAUCUUACUCUACAUCUCAGAAUUCAUACUGUAGAGAAACGUUACAAAUGUCAAGAAUGUGGAAUGGCCUUUAGCAAGAACACAAUGCUUACUAAACAUCACAGAGUUCAUACUGGAGAGAAACCUUACAAAUGUCAAGAAUGUGGAAUGGCCUUUAGAAAGAAUGCAGUGCUUACUCAACAUAAUAGAAUUCAUACUGGAGAGAAACCUUACAAAUGUCAAGAAUGUGGCAUGGCUGUUCGCCGGUACUCAAGCCUUGUUCGACAUCUCAGAAUGCAUACUGGAGAGAAACCUUACAAAUGCAAGGAAUGUGACAAGGCCUUUCCCUGGCACUCAGGCCUAACUCAACAUCUCAGAAUUCAUACUGGAGAGAAACCUUACAAAUGCAAGGAAUGUGACAAGGCUUUUAGACGGCGCUCACACCUAACUCAACAUCUCAGAAUUCAUACUGGAGAGAAACCUUACAGAUGUGAAGAGUGUGGCAAGGCCUUUAGCCAGUACUCAAGCCUUACACUACAUCACAGAAUUCAUACUAGAGAGAAACCGUACAAAUGUGACGAAUGUGGCCAGGCCUUUAUCAACCAAUCACACCUUAGUGAACAUCUCAGAAUUCAUUCUGGUGUGAAACUUUACAAAUGUCAAGAAUGUGGCAAGGCCUUUCGCUACCCCUCAUACCUUAAUCGACAUCUCAGAAUUCAUACUGGAGAGAAACCUUACAAAUGUGAAGAAUGUGGCAAGGCUUUUCCCUGGUCAUCGAAACUUAUCAGACAUCACAGAAUUCAUAUAAGAGAGAAACUUGAAAAGUGUUAAAAGAAUGUUAGUGCCUGUAAGUGGCCCUCAGCCCUUAUUGGACAUCAGAGAAUUCCUAGUGGGGAGUAACCACAGAAAUGUAAACAAGGUGGCAGACUCUCCCUGCUCAUCACAAUGUACUCAACAUUGUAGUUAUCACAUAGGAGCAAAACUUAAAUGGAAAGAAAGUGGCCUCCCCUUUACCUAGAAUUCAAUCAUUGCUCUAAGUCUCAAAAUGCACCCUUGAUGCAAACCCUCGCCUUGUAAUGAAUGAGAUAACACCAUCAUUUUAAAUUACACUUUCGGGGCACCUGGGUGGCUCAGUCGGUUAAGCCUCAGACUUCGGCUCAGGUCAGA
Messenger RNA from Suricata suricatta (meerkat), 6770 nucleotides. Its product is annotated as zinc finger protein 91-like. Lineage: Eukaryota; Metazoa; Chordata; Mammalia; Carnivora; Herpestidae. The coding region runs from base 474 to 6434 and encodes 1986 amino acids. Gene Ontology annotation, biological process: regulation of transcription by RNA polymerase II. The transcript is spliced from 16 exons. The record is from RefSeq and is a predicted model, not a curated record. Gene Ontology annotation, molecular function: DNA-binding transcription factor activity, RNA polymerase II-specific; RNA polymerase II cis-regulatory region sequence-specific DNA binding.